This is a messenger RNA of Ipomoea triloba (trilobed morning glory), 1069 nucleotides long. RefSeq lists its product as uncharacterized. The record is from RefSeq and is a predicted model, not a curated record. Bases 45 to 941 code for a protein of 298 amino acids. Gene Ontology annotation, molecular function: carbohydrate binding. Lineage: Eukaryota; Viridiplantae; Streptophyta; Magnoliopsida; Solanales; Convolvulaceae. The transcript has 3 exons.
CAAAACUUAGCUUGUUUAGUAAAAACGUAGGAUAGAUACUAAAUAUGGAGGCAGCAAGAGACGCGAUUACCUCAGUCCUGUCGAAGUUGGAUGAUCCGGUGGUGAAACAAGGGAUUUCCUCGUACGGAUUGGAUGAAGAGGCGGAGGAGCUGGUGGCGGAGCUGACAUGGAUUAAGUGUUUCAUCGUAGACGGAGAGGAAACCAAACAGGGACGAUCAAGGGUCAGCGUUUGGGCGGCGAUUAUCCAACGGUACGCGCUCAAGGCUCACAAGGUUAUGUCCGCUUUUGAUCACGGCGUUGAUGUUGAAAUCGGAGGAGAGCAGCACAGUUUGUCGGUUCAGAACUUAGCUCAGAAGGUGGAGAUUGAGAACGUGAUUAACAAGCUUGUUAGUCUGAGGGAGAAGCUGCAAAUUUAUGUCACUUUUGGAGUCACACAUGACCAACAAACCUCAAAUCUUCCCAAACUUCCAGAGGCAAAGCGUGGUAUAGAACCCCCAAGAGAAAUAAAAGUGGCAAAAUGGGGAGGUCGUGGGGGAGGAGAGUGGAGUUACCGCCCCAAAGCUCCAAUAAAACUUGUAGUUGUUACGCAUGGACGGAUCAUCGACUCCAUCAGUUUCAUGAGCACAGACGAAGAGUUCUCCAAGAGACUUGGUGGCCGUGGGGGCAGUAAAACCACCGAGGUGAAAAUUAAUAGUCCCAUGGAGUACUUGACAGGCAUUAGUGGGACUUAUGGAGGUUAUGAAAACCAUUUGAUAAUACGAUCGCUGAAAUUCCACACCAAUAUGAGGGAACAUGGACCUAUGGGUACUCAAGAUGGAACCCCUUUCUCUUUUGUGAUGCAAGAAGGUGUGAUAGUUGGAUUCUAUGGGCGGGCUGGCUAUUAUCUUGAUGCUAUUGGUGUGUAUGCAACACCCAAGUAUGAUCUUGACCAUGAAAGUUAAGAUAUAUGUAUGUAUGUAUGUAUUUAUCCUAUCUAUUAUAAGUACUUAUAAUGUGUUAAAUUUCAUUGUAUAAUUCCGAUACUCUUCAAGGGCAUCCAAUAAAACUUGAAAUAUUUGCUUUAAAAAAA